Messenger RNA from [Torrubiella] hemipterigena, 1230 nucleotides. Lineage: Eukaryota; Fungi; Ascomycota; Sordariomycetes; Hypocreales; Clavicipitaceae. The record is from the annotation of a GenBank genome assembly.
AUGACCGCCAGCACCUCCAACGGCACCUCUGCUGCUGCCCCCCGUGGCUUCGGCACCCUUGCCGUCCACGCCGGCUCGCCUCACGACCCCUCCACCGGCGCCGUCAUCGAGGCCAUCUCGCUGUCCACAACUUUCGCCCAGACGGCCGUGUCCAAGCCCGUCGGCGACUACGAGUACUCGCGCUCCGCCAACCCCAACCGCACCAACUUUGAGCACGCCGUCGCCGCCCUCGAGCACGCAAAGUACGCCCUCGCCUACUCCUCCGGCUCGGCCACCACCGCCAACAUCCUCCAGAGCCUCGCGGCCGGCUCCCACGUCAUCUCCGUGUCCGACGUCUACGGCGGCACCCACCGCUACUUCACCCAGGUCGCCAAGGCCCACGGCGUCAAGGUCACCUUUACCCCGGAGAUCGAGGUCGACAUCAACGAGCACAUCACACCGGACACCCGCCUCAUCUGGAUCGAGUCCCCCAGCAACCCGACCCUGCGCCUCGUCGACAUUGCCGCCAUUGUUGCCGUCGCCCGCGCCAAGAACAUCCUCGUCGUCGUCGAUAACACUUUCCUCUCUCCCUACGUUCAGAACCCGCUCGACCAUGGCGCAGACAUUGUCGUCCACUCUGUCACAAAGUACAUCAACGGCCACUCGGACGUCGUCAUGGGCGUCGCCGCCUUCAACUCCGACGACCUCUACCAGCGCCUCUCUUUCCUCCAGAACGCCAUUGGCGCCGUCCCCUCGCCCUUUGACUGCUGGCUUGCCCACCGCGGCCUCAAGACCCUCCACCUCCGUGCCCGCGAGGCCACCCGCAACGCUACUGCCGUCGCCACCGCCCUCGAGGCCUCUCCCCACGUCAUUGCCGUCAACUACCCGGGCCUCGACUCCCACCCCCAGCGCGCCGUCGCUAUCAAGCAGCACCGCAACGCCAUGGGCGGCGGUAUGCUCUCUUUCCGCAUCCAGGGCGGUCACGCUGCUGCCGAGCGCUUCUGCGCCGAGACUGGCAUCUUCACUCUCGCCGAGUCUCUUGGUGGUGUCGAGUCGCUUGUCGAGCUUCCCAGCAGCAUGACCCACGCUGGUAUCCCCAAGGAGCAGCGCGAGCUUGUUGGUGUCUUUGACGAUCUUGUCCGUCUCAGCUGCGGUGUCGAGGAUGCCGACGACCUUACCGCCGAUGUUCUCCAGGCCCUUGAAGCUGCCGUCACUGGCAAGAGCACCAAGAACGGCAACGGCGUCCACUAA